Messenger RNA from Boleophthalmus pectinirostris (great blue-spotted mudskipper), 2018 nucleotides. RefSeq names its product BRCA1-associated ATM activator 1 (gene brat1). Gene Ontology annotation, cellular component: nucleus. The annotation marks the transcript as partial. The transcript is spliced from 11 exons. NCBI's taxonomy places the organism in Eukaryota, Metazoa, Chordata, Actinopteri, Gobiiformes, Gobiidae. Gene Ontology annotation, biological process: cell population proliferation; DNA damage response; positive regulation of protein phosphorylation. The record is from RefSeq and is a predicted model, not a curated record.
GCCGGUAAAACGGAACAUGAAACGGAACGACUGCUUUCCCGCGGCAUCUGUUAAGCAAGUGCACAAAAAUCCCCAAAUUACUAAUAUUUUGAAUGUCGUUUUCUAAUAAUUGCUUAUAAGUAACACCAAAACAUAACUUUAGGUUUACAUGGACCUGUUUGAACUCUCUAAACACAACAAUUUAUGACGAUUUUAUAAAAAGUAAAAUGCACCCAAGCGCCUCUCUUCCACGGUCCCACCGCCCUGACAGCUGUUCCUUGGAUCGGGACCGGGAGUGCGUGUCGCUGCUGCCCCGAGUGUGUGAACUGCUGGCGGCCUCAGGGAGCUGUCUGCCCGAUGACACCAGCCUGGAGAAACUGCUGGACUGGUUCACUCAACUUUCCCAAGCUGGCACUUCUCUUCAUGAGUCCUUCCCAUGUCUGCUGGAGUUCAUACCAGCAGUCACUCACAACACAACGUCAGACCCUGCUAUCAUCUGUUUUAUGAUCAAGCUGACUGGUGUCAUGGCUGCCUCUGUGGAGGGCUUUCACAUACUACAGGAGAAGGCAACUCUGGAUGAGGUGUUCAGAGUACAGCGAUGGCAGGAGGAAGCGCUCUGGGAGGACCCCUCUGUCAGGAGCGGCUGGGUUCAUGGCCUGAAGAACAUGAUGCAGCACCCAAGGGCUCUGAGCUUUUUCAUACACUCAGACUUGAUGAGCCAUCUUUUACUCCUGCAAAUGGACUCAAGUUUAUUUGUGGCCUCUUCAGCCAGUCAGCUUCUAGCACACGUCCUGCUAUUCUACCAGCCUGAAUCUCCAAUAACAAACGGCAAAGACCACUCAUAUGAAGAGACACAUCCAUCAACCCUGUCAAUCAGUACACCAUAUAAUGCAGCUGUAAUGAGUGUAUGUGAAUAUCUAAAAGAAUCACUGCUUCGUAAAGAACAGAAACAGCUCCAGCAGAGUGUACAGCUCCUAAGGCUCAUCGCUCAGAUCUUGUCCCAGGCUGGUGCUCCUCUGUGGGGUAAGGUGUUCGAGGCAGUUGGUGGUCCCUUGGAAGAUCUGGUUUAUGCAGAGAACAGCCAACUCACAGUGCCACUGAUGGAGGUCCUUCUAGCUGCAAAUAGUACCUUCUCCUCUGGUGACCAACGUGCUAGUGGUCUCCUGUGUGCCAUGCUGGAGGUGGGACAGCCAACACAGCGCAUCCGGGCUGCAGCUGCUCUUCUGCACAAAGGCUUAUGUGAUCCAGUCCAUACUCCAAAAGCAGUGAAAAUAUUACUACUGCCACUUGAUAUCUUAACCGGGCAUUCUGCACUUUGCUCAGAUGCAGGAGGUGAAAUCAAAGAGGAACUUCGAAAUAAUAAAUCCUCUUUCACCUCACUGAUCUGCAUGUGUGUAGCAAACCUUCAUCAGAUUACAAUUCUACCUGGCAACUUUCUGCCCUGUCCACCUGCUGGGAUAGUCUCUACUGUAGUGUCCUUGCUGCACAUGUCCAUAGGGGGAACUGUGACCUCCCCUGAUUGUGCUGACGUGAUCAGAUACCUUUUUGGAAAUGGAAAAAUUCAUAAAUGUGCUCUGGAAGCUCUGACUGCUGUUAGCCAAUGCUCAGGUGCCCGGGACAAAUUGAAUGAGGUGUUCACAGUUCUCCUCCUGUAUUUAGAUCAUCCAGAUUGUGACCCCAUUGUGCUACACAAGUGUUACCAGGCAGUACUCAAGUGGACCAGUGUUUGUACAGACCUGUCCUGGAUGUCACAGCAGCUCACACAAGAUCUGCUACAGGUGGUGCAGAAGCGCGUGUGUGACCUGCGCUGGGAGGUCAGGGACUCUACGGUGGAGUUUUUGGGACAACAGGCUGCCUUAGCUCUCUCGUCUUCAGUUCCCUCUCAGAGCCUCCUACUGCUGGACGAGUAUAGUACUCUCUCCCUGCUCAGGGAGGCGCUGGAGGACCAGGAGAGCUAUGUGAGAGCCAGUGCUGUGUCUUCUCUGGCCCAGACUCUUCAGAGGGGGUGGAGCCAGGGGGCAGUAGAAUCAACAGAGCAG